AUGCAUAUACUCCACCUAGAGCGGCUGAGCGCAGAUAUUAAAUGCACACCACCCUCGCUUGAUGGUGCAGAUGUGGCAAUAGCGGUCAGGCUGGCAGCCAGGCCUAUGCGACCAAAGCUUUCCAAACCAGCAGCGCGCCUACUGUUGGGGGCGGCACUUCCCCGUAAAUCUGGGGCAAAGCUGCGUCGCACCAGGCAAGUUAGCGCACCAGUUGUUGGCGGUCACUCGCUCGCCACUGGGCACCUGCAGCACGCUAACGACCGGGCUGAACAGAUGAUUCAGUGGCUGGAGGGGGAUUCGGAAAUCACCGUUGGCGGCAAAAGCAAAAUUGAGCGGGCUUUGACUCGCAUUGAUGGACGACGAGAAGAUAAGGUUAGUGGGAGGAAAAGUCCGACCGAGCAACGCAGCAGUGAAGAUGAGCCAUUGCAGUACGGGGACCAGCCAAGGGACAAGGGAGGAACAGAAACUCUAUCAUGUGCGUAUGUACCAGAGGAUGACCAAAACUCAGUCGAAUCAGUUUAUGGGAUGCCCAAGGACAAAUACAAUCGUGCGAUGAAGAACCGGUGGACGUCGUCCAGUGGGUACUUGAAGACGCAUAUCUUACGUGCGAACGCAGAAAUGCAAUGUGGAGGUUGA
Messenger RNA from Aspergillus niger, 636 nucleotides. RefSeq lists its product as hypothetical. The transcript has 4 exons. The coding region runs from base 1 to 636 and encodes 211 amino acids. Lineage: Eukaryota; Fungi; Ascomycota; Eurotiomycetes; Eurotiales; Aspergillaceae. The record is from RefSeq and is a predicted model, not a curated record.